GUGCGGGCGCAGCCUCGGGAGCGGGACCGGGAUGGGGUUGUCCAGCCGCACAUAGCCCGCCCCGCCGCCUCCGCAGCCAGGGGCAGUAAGCCAGAGAUGACUGACAAGAUGUCGAGCUUCCUUCAUAUUGGAGAUAUUUGUUCUCUCUAUGCAGAGGGCUCAACAAAUGGAUUUAUUAGCACUUUGGGCCUUGUGGAUGAUCGGUGCGUUGUGCAGCCAGAGGCAGGGGAUCUUAACAACCCACCCAAAAAAUUCCGAGAUUGCCUGUUCAAGCUGUGUCCCAUGAACCGGUACUCGGCUCAGAAGCAGUUCUGGAAGGCAGCAAAGCCGGGAGCCAACAGCACCACGGACGCCGUGCUGCUCAAUAAACUGCACCAUGCGGCCGACUUGGAGAAGAAACAGAACGAAACCGAGAACAGGAAACUGCUGGGAACAGUCAUCCAGUAUGGGAAUGUGAUCCAGCUGCUUCACUUAAAAAGUAACAAAUACUUAACAGUAAAUAAGAGGCUGCCAGCUCUGCUAGAGAAGAAUGCAAUGAGGGUGACCUUGGAUGAAGCUGGAAAUGAAGGUUCCUGGUUCUACAUCCAGCCCUUCUACAAACUGCGGUCCAUCGGAGACAGCGUGGUCAUUGGAGACAAAGUGGUCCUGAAUCCUGUCAAUGCUGGGCAGCCUCUCCACGCCAGCAGCCAUCAGCUCGUGGAUAACCCGGGAUGCAAUGAGGUCAACUCAGUGAACUGCAACACCAGCUGGAAGAUCGUGCUCUUCAUGAAAUGGAGCGACAACAAGGACGACAUCCUCAAAGGGGGGGACGUGGUGAGGCUGUUCCACGCGGAGCAGGAGAAGUUCCUGACGUGUGAUGAGCACAGGAAGAAGCAGCACGUGUUCCUCAGGACCACGGGCAGACAGUCGGCCACGUCUGCCACCAGCUCCAAGGCCCUGUGGGAAGUGGAGGUGGUGCAGCACGAUCCCUGCCGCGGCGGCGCCGGAUACUGGAACAGCCUCUUCAGGUUCAAGCACCUGGCGACAGGGCACUACCUGGCAGCAGAGGUAAACCCUGACUAUGAGGAAGAUGACCUGGAGUGUCAAUCCUCACUGGACCCUGAGCAGGACGCGGCGCGGCGGGGCCCGCGCGCCCAGGAGAAGAUGGCCUACUCCCUGGUGUCCGUGCCCGAGGGCAACGACAUCUCCUCCAUCUUCGAGCUGGACCCCACCACCCUGCGCGGGGGAGACAGCCUCGUCCCCAGGAACUCCUAUGUCAGGCUCAGGCACCUUUGCACCAACACCUGGGUUCACAGCACCAAUAUCCCUAUUGAUAAAGAAGAGGAGAAACCCGUGAUGCUUAAAAUUGGUACCUCUCCAGUGAAGGAGGACAAAGAAGCUUUUGCUAUAGUACCAGUGUCACCUGCAGAGGUUCGGGACUUGGAUUUUGCAAAUGAUGCAAGUAAGGUUUUAGGUUCCAUUGCUGGCAAGUUGGAAAAGGGAACGAUAACCCAGAAUGAAAGAAGAUCUGUUACCAAACUGCUGGAGGAUUUGGUCUACUUUGUUACUGGUGGAACUAAUUCUGGACAAGAUGUCCUUGAAGUGGUGUUUUCUAAACCUAACAGAGAACGGCAAAAGCUGAUGAGAGAACAGAAUAUUCUGAAGCAGAUUUUCAAGCUGCUGCAGGCGCCGUUCACGGACAGCGGCGAUGGGCCGAUGCUGCGGCUGGAGGAGCUGGGGGACCAGCGCCACGCACCCUUCAGGCACAUCUGCAGGCUCUGCUACAGGGUGCUCAGGCACUCCCAGCAGGACUACAGGAAGAAUCAGGAAUACAUUGCCAAGCAGUUUGGCUUCAUGCAGAAGCAGAUUGGCUACGACGUGUUGGCCGAGGACACCAUCACAGCCCUGCUCCACAACAACCGCAAGCUCCUGGAGAAGCACAUCACAGCUGCUGAGAUUGACACCUUCGUGAGUCUCGUGAGGAAAAAUAGGGAGCCCAGGUUUUUGGAUUACCUCUCUGAUCUGUGCGUUUCCAUGAACAAGUCUAUUCCGGUGACACAGGAGCUGAUUUGUAAAGCUGUGCUGAAUCCAGCCAAUGCAGACAUUCUCAUUGAAACCAAGCUGGUCCUCUCCCGCUUCGAAUUCGAAGAAGUGUCAAGUGGGGAAAACGCCCUGGACGUUGGAGAAGACGAGGAAGAAGUGUGGUUGUUCUGGAGAGACAGCAACAAGGAGAUCCGCAGCAAGAGCAUCCGAGAGCUGGCCCAGGAUGCCAAGGAAGGGCAGAAGGAGGAUCGGGACGUGCUCAGCUACUACAGGUACCAGCUGAACCUCUUUGCUAGAAUGUGCCUUGACCGCCAGUACUUGGCCAUCAACGAGAUCUCGGGGCAGCUGGACGUGGACCUGAUCCUGCGCUGCAUGUCCGACGAGAACCUGCCCUACGACCUGCGCGCCUCCUUCUGCCGCCUCAUGCUGCACAUGCACGUGGACAGGGACCCCCAGGAGCAGGUGACCCCCGUCAAGUACGCCCGGCUCUGGUCCGAGAUCCCCUCGGAGAUCGCCAUCGAUGACUAUGAUAGCAGUGGAACUUCCAAAGAUGAAAUUAAGGAGAGAUUUGCACAAACAAUGGAAUUUGUAGAGGAAUAUUUAAGAGAUGUGGUGUGUCAGAGGUUCCCUUUCUCUGAUAAAGAGAAAAAUAAGCUCACUUUUGAGGUUGUUAACUUAGCCAGAAAUCUGAUAUAUUUUGGUUUCUACAACUUCUGUGACCUCCUCAGACUAACCAAAAUCCUCCUUGCUAUAUUAGACUGUGUGCACAUCACUACCAUCUUCCCUAUUACCAAGAUGGCAAAAGGCGAGGAAAGCAAAGGGAGCAAUGUGAUGAGGUCAAUCCAUGGAGUGGGAGAGCUGAUGACCCAGGUGGUGCUCAGAGGUGGGGGGUUCCUGCCCAUGACUCCGCUCGCUGCUGCUCCCGAGGGGAAUGUCAAGCAGAGCGAGCCGGAGAAGGAGGACAUCCUGGUCAUGGACACCAAGCUGAAGAUCAUUGAAAUACUUCAGUUUAUUUUGAACGUGCGACUGGACUACAGGAUCUCCUGCCUGCUUUGCAUAUUUAAACAUGAGUUUGAUGAAAGCAAUGCCCAGAUGUCCGAGUCACCCACUGGAAGCAGCAGUCAAGAAAUGCCAGCUAAUGUUCCAGGAGCCCUGGACUUCGAACAUAUCGAGGAACAAGCUGAGGGGAUCUUUGGAGGAAGGAAAGUAUCUCUUCACAGUGAGGAGAACACACCUCUGGAUUUGGAUGAUCACGGUGGCAGAACAUUUCUCCGAGUUCUGUUGCACUUAACCAUGCAUGAUUACCCUCCCCUGGUGUCUGGAGCACUGCAGCUCCUCUUCAGGCACUUCAGCCAGAGGCAAGAAGUCCUUCAAGCUUUCAAACAGGUUCAACUGCUUGUUACCAGCCAAGAUGUUGACAACUACAAGCAGAUCAAACAAGACUUGGACCAGCUGAGGUCAAUAGUGGAGAAGUCGGAGCUGUGGGUGUACAAAGGCCAAGGUCCUGACGAGGCCAUGGACAGUGUGCCAGGUGAAAACGAGCACAAGAAGAAAGAGGAAGGUCACAGCAAGUCCCAAAAGCCUGAAAGUACUAGCAGCUACAACUACCGGGUAGUAAAAGAGAUCCUGCUGCGGCUAAGCAAGCUCUGUGUGCAGGAAGGGGCCUCGGUGAGGAAGAGCCGGAAGCAGCAGCAGCGACUCCUGCGGAACAUGGGAGCCCACGCCGUGGUGCUGGAGCUGCUGCAGAUCCCCUACGAGAAGGCUGAAGACACGAGGAUGCAGGAGAUAAUGAAGCUUGCACACGAGUUUUUGCAGAACUUCUGCGCUGGGAACCAACAGAAUCAGGCCUUGCUGCACAAGCACAUAAACCUGUUCCUUAACCCAGGGAUUCUGGAAGCAGUGACAAUGCAGCACAUUUUCAUGAACAACUUCCAGCUCUGCAGCGAGAUCAACGAGCGCGUCGUUCAGCACUUCGUCCACUGCAUCGAAACCCACGGCAGGAACGUUCAGUACAUCAAGUUCCUGCAGACAAUCGUCAAGGCAGAGGGGAAGUUCAUUAAGAAAUGCCAGGAUAUGGUAAUGGCUGAGCUGGUGAACGCAGGAGAAGAUGUGCUGGUGUUCUACAACGACAGAGCCUCCUUCCAGACCCUGGUGCAGAUGAUGAGGUCAGAGAGGGAUCGGAUGGACGAGAACAGCCCCCUGAUGUACCACAUCCACCUGGUGGAGCUGCUGGCUGUGUGCACUGAGGGCAAAAAUGUCUACACAGAGAUCAAGUGCAACUCCCUCCUCCCCCUGGAUGACAUUGUGAGGGUGGUGACCCACGAGGAUUGCAUUCCUGAGGUCAAAAUAGCCUACAUCAACUUCUUGAACCACUGCUACGUGGACACAGAAGUAGAAAUGAAAGAGAUUUACACCAGUAAUCACAUGUGGAAGCUGUUUGAGAACUUCCUGGUUGACAUCUGUCGGGCCUGUAACAACACCAGCGACAGGAAGCACGCGGACUCCAUCCUGGAGAAGUACGUGACGGAGAUCGUGAUGAGCAUUGUCACCACCUUCUUCAGCUCCCCCUUCUCUGACCAGAGCACAACCCUGCAGACUCGCCAGCCCGUGUUCGUGCAGCUGCUGCAGGGGGUGUUCAGGGUGUACCACUGCAACUGGCUGAUGCCCAGCCAGAAGGCCUCUGUGGAGAGCUGCAUUCGGGUCCUCUCAGAUGUAGCCAAAAGCCGAGCGAUUGCAAUUCCUGUGGACUUGGACAGCCAGGUGAACAAUCUGUUCCUGAAGUCCCAUAACAUUGUGCAGAAGACUGCCAUGAACUGGAGGAUGACUGCCAGGAACGCUGCCCGCAGGGACUCGGUGCUCGCUGCCUCCAGGGACUACCGCAACAUCAUCGAGAGGCUGCAGGACAUCGUGUCAGCCCUGGAGGAUCGCCUGCGUCCCCUCGUGCAGGCAGAGCUCUCAGUGCUGGUAGAUGUGCUCCACAGGCCUGAGCUGCUCUUCCCAGAGAACACGGAUGCCAGGAGGAAAUGUGAAAGUGGAGGUUUCAUUUGCAAGUUAAUUAAGCACACAAAACAGCUACUGGAGGAGAAUGAGGAGAAACUGUGUAUUAAGGUACUACAGACGCUCAGGGAAAUGAUGACCAAAGAUAGAGGCUAUGGAGAAAAGAUUACCAUUGAAUUGGAUAAUGCUGAGCUGCCGCAACCUCCCGAAACGGAGAGCCCUGUAGAGCAGGAGCUUGAUCAAACUCUACCACAGAGGCAACUGGAGGAUCAUAGAAGGGGUGAGGCGCUCAGGCAAGUGUUGGUCAACCGUUACUAUGGCAACGUGCGGCCUGCGGGACGGCGGGAGAGCCUGACCACCUUCGGCAACGGGCCCUUGUCCGCUGGCGGCACCGGCAAGGCCGGGGCGGGAGGAGGAAGCUCCGGAUCGAGUUCAAUGAGCAGAGGGGAGAUGAGUUUGGCAGAUGUCCAGUGUCAUCUGGAUAAAGAAGGUGCAUCCAACCUGGUCAUAGAUCUCAUCAUGAAUGCCACCAGCGACAGAGUCUUCCAUGAGAGCAUCCUGUUAGCCAUUGCCCUGCUGGAAGGUGGGAACACCACGAUACAGCAUUCCUUCUUCUGCCGACUGACGGAAGACAAGAAAUCCGAGAAGUUCUUUAAGGUUUUUUAUGAUCGCAUGAAAGUGGCACAGCAAGAAAUCAAGGCAACUGUCACAGUCAACACCAGUGACUUAGGAAACAAAAAGAAAGAUGAAGACUCAGACAGAGAUGUACCCAACAGGAAAAGAGUGAGGGAGCCCAUGACCCAGAUCACGGAGGAGGUCCGGGAUCAGCUGCUGGAGGCGUCUGCGGCCACGCGCAAGGCGUACAACACGUACCGCAGGGAGGCCGACCCCGAGGAGCACUACUCGGCAGGGGAGGGGGCCCAGGCUGCAGCAGACAAGAGCAAGGAUGACCUGGAGAUGAGUGCUGUCAUCUCCAUCAUGCAGCCCAUCCUGCGGUUCCUGCAGCUGCUCUGUGAAAACCACAACCGGGAUCUGCAGAACUUCCUACGCUGCCAGAACAACAAGACAAACUACAACCUGGUGUGUGAGACACUGCAGUUCCUGGACUGUAUCUGUGGGAGCACAACUGGGGGGCUUGGGCUGCUGGGGCUGUACAUCAAUGAGAAGAACGUGGCCCUCAUCAACCAGACCCUGGAGAGUUUGACUGAGUACUGCCAGGGGCCCUGCCAUGAGAACCAGAACUGCAUUGCUACUCACGAGUCCAAUGGCAUUGACAUCAUCACAGCUUUAAUUCUCAAUGACAUCAACCCUCUGGGAAAGAAGAGGAUGGACCUCGUGUUGGAACUGAAGAACAAUGCUUCGAAGCUGCUCUUGGCCAUCAUGGAGAGCAGGCACGACAGCGAGAACGCCGAGAGGAUCCUCUACAACAUGAGGCCCAAGGAGCUGGUGGAAGUGAUCAAGAAGGCUUAUCUGCAGGGAGAAGUGGAAUUUGAGGAUGGAGAGAAUGGGGAAGAUGUUGCAGCAUCUCCAAGGAACGUGGGACACAACAUUUAUAUCUUGGCUCAUCAGUUGGCUCGUCACAACAAAGAGCUGCAGAACAUGCUGAAGCCGGGAGGUCAGAUCGAGGGGGAUGAGGCUCUGGAGUUCUACGCCAAGCACACGGCACAGAUCGAGAUUGUCAGGUCGGACCGUACCAUGGAGCAGAUCGUCUUCCCCGUGCCCAGCAUCUGCGAGUUCCUCACCAAGGAGUCCAAGCUGCGGAUUUACUACACCACAGAGAGGGACGAGCAGGGCAGCAAGAUCAAUGACUUCUUCCUAAAAUCAGAGGACCUCUUCAACGAGAUGAACUGGCAGAAGAAGCUGCGAGCUCAGCCUUUCCUGUACUGGUGUGCUCGGAACAUGUCCUUCUGGAGCAGCAUUUCCUUUAACCUGGCUGUCCUCAUGAACCUGCUCGUGGCAUUUUUCUAUCCCUUCAAAGGAAUUCGAGGAGGCACCCUGGAGCCCCACCUGUCCGGGCUGCUGUGGACAGCCAUGCUGAUCUCCCUGGCCAUCGUCAUCGCCCUCCCCAAGCCCCACGGCAUCCGCGCCCUCAUCGCCUCCACCAUAUUGCGGCUGAUAUUUUCAGUUGGUUUACAACCUACUUUAUUUCUUCUGGGUGCAUUCAACGUUUGUAAUAAAAUCAUUUUUCUGAUGAGUUUUGUGGGUAACUGUGGGACCUUCACUCGAGGAUACAAGGCUAUGAUCAUGGAUGUGGAGUUCCUCUAUCACCUGCUGUACCUGCUGAUCUGUGCCCUGGGGCUCUUCGUGCACGAGUUCUUUUACAGCCUCCUGCUCUUUGACCUGGUGUACCGGGAAGAGACUUUGCUCAACGUCAUCAAGAGCGUCACCCGCAACGGGCGCUCCAUCAUCCUCACUGCCGUGCUGGCCCUCAUCCUGGUCUACCUGUUCUCCAUCGUGGGGUACCUCUUCUUCAAAGAUGACUUCAUCCUGGAAGUGGACAAGCUCCCUAAUGAAACCUUGCUGCCAGAUCGCACAGAGCCAGGUGAGACCAUGACUGGCGAGUUCCUCUAUUCAGAUGUCUGCAAAGCAGGGAGCAGUGAAAACUGCUCUUCCAUCAUUCCUUCAGACCAAGUGCUCACUGAAGAAAUGGAGGAAGAGAACAAGGAGCAUACGUGCGAGACACUGCUGAUGUGCAUUGUUACUGUACUGAGUCACGGGCUCAGGAGCGGGGGUGGAGUAGGUGAUGUGCUCAGGAAACCUUCCAAAGAGGAACCUCUCUUUGCUGCUAGAGUGAUAUAUGAUCUCUUGUUCUUCUUCAUGGUCAUCAUUAUUGUCCUCAACCUGAUUUUUGGGGUGAUCAUUGACACUUUUGCUGAUUUAAGGAGUGAAAAACAGAAGAAGGAAGAAAUUCUAAAAACUACUUGCUUUAUUUGUGGUUUGGAGAGAGAUAAGUUUGACAACAAGACAGUCACGUUUGAAGAGCACAUCAAAGAGGAGCACAACAUGUGGCACUAUCUGUGCUUUAUUGUGUUAGUGAAAGUCAAAGAUUCCACAGAAUACACAGGACCAGAGAGUUACGUGGCAGAAAUGAUCAAGGAGAGAAACCUGGACUGGUUCCCCCGGAUGCGGGCCAUGUCCCUGGUGAGCAGUGACUCAGAAGGAGAGCAGAACGAGCUGAGGAAUUUGCAGGAGAAGUUGGAGUCCACCAUGAAGCUCGUGACCAACCUCUCUGGCCAGCUGUCAGAGCUGAAGGAUCAGGUAAGGGAGCGGAUGGGCGGCCUCACAUCCCUGGGGGCAGGACACAGCUCUGCCAGCCUCUCACACCGAGGGGUGUUUCACAGCUCCACAGCUUCUGCACACCCCAGGGACAACUUGUUUAAAGUAACUUAGGAAAGAAGUGAACAAACCAAAUGUCCCUCCAGUGCCCCGUGCCCCAGCUGACCUGCCUGGUGCUGACCCAACCAGCGUGUUCCAAAGUGGGCACCUCCACAGAGGGAAAACUUGCCUUGAAAAAAUCACCACUGAUGUAUUUAAAUCAGUCCUGGCUGGGGCAGGGAGCCUCUGUGUGUGUUGUUGUUGUUGUUGUUUGGGGUUUUAACCCGAGGACUUAUCAGGCUCCUGUCAGUCAGAGGGUGUGAUACCGAUACAGGGGCUGUGUCACUGCACGGACCUCAAAACCCACCGAGAAACUGGAGAAGCGCUCGAGUGGUUACUGGUGCUGGUCCCUCUGUGCUGUCACUGCCACUGCAGAUGUGAUUUGGCUGCUGCCACACUCCAGCCUGCAGCAUAGACAUCCCCACGAGAUGUUUUGCAUUGCACCAUGUGUUGCUGCUGCGUAACAUGUGAGUGCUCCACAGACCUCGGGGUGUUUUUUUGGUGCAGCAGGUUUUCUGCAGCAGGGCUUUGAGGACUUGUGUUUACUCCUGGCUUGGCUGGGCAUCAUGGGGCUGGUUCCCAGCCCAAGCCCAGCGAUGGCUUUGUCAGAGCCACAGAGGCAGCAGGGCUUGAGCUCGUGUUGUCCGUAGGGAUUGCAGCUUAACGGGGAGGAACAGGGAAAAUGCUGUUGCCUGCGCUGGCGGGAGCUGUUUGUGGUGGCUGCUUAUCUUUGUGCAUUAAUAACCUGAGCCAGAUGGUUCAAUUAGUUACAUUUAUACAGGUAUCAGCACUGGAUAAGAUUAAUUGCUGACUUGCACCUGGGGCAGUCGAUGGAGCUGCCCAGGGCAGGAAAGGCCAGGCAGCUUUGGGCAUUAUCUCCUCAGAUGUGCCCUGCCUGCUGUGGCACAGCUGGCAUGGCUCUGCCAGUGCUGAUCCAGCCCCUGCUUUCCAUCUCUGCUCGGGCUGGCUGGGGUGCUCCAUAAGCCAGUUAUCUUCAGGGAGAAUGAGUCUCUGGAAGGCAGUGCUGACAGAUCCCAGCUCCCUGCCUUCCGAUCACACUCUGCAGUGGGGACGGAGCUGGGCCCUUUUCCCGAACACCCCGUGGAGCACAAGGAAGGGAUUAACAUGUGGGACUGGGAGCAGACAGCCUCGCUGCUCUGGGCUGUAAUUAGUUCUCAGGCACUGUGCCACAGAGCCCCUUGCUCCAGUUGGUCUGAGGAUGGAGGGCAGAGGCAGUUGCUCUUUUGUCUGGGCUUUAGUACUUGCCGGGCAGUGGUUUUGCUGUUUUGCCUGGAAGCAAUUAUCUUGAAACAUGUGUCUUGUGUCUCCCUGCUGAAGGGUCUGACUCAAAGUGGUCUGCAGUCACCAGGAGUCUUUCCACCGGCCGCAGCCAGCGCUGGCUCACGACACAUUUAUUUCUGAAGCUUGCAGCCCUCUUGGCUGACCAAGCACUAAAACCCCUUCUCGCUCUUUGUGAAAAUAAGAAUGAAGGGUUUAGCUUUUAGAGAGCUAUUUGACUGUAAAAGCAAGAGAGGAAACCAGCUUCGUUAAUGUGGUGAUAGCUUUUAGGAAUUCCCCUAAGUACCAUUAUUGAGAGCCCUGCUGAAGAUGCAGGAUGCUCCAAUUAUGUGCCAAAGCCAGUAUAUCCCUCCUCCUGAUCAGGAACUGUCUCCAGGAAAAGGAACUAACUCAGGGAACUUUUAUUUGUAUUUAUUUUCUUGUAAUUAAAUAAAGGGAAAACCUCUCAUUCAUUUGUUCUUCAAGCUCGUUAGGUUCCUGGAGACUGUAAUUGUCAGAACCGGAGCUCCAGCCCGCCUGCUCUCCCAGGGUGCACCCAGAGCCAUUAAAAUCCUGAUCGCUUUAAUUCUGUGCAAAAAGAUUACCCCGGAAUUGUCUGCAGCAGCAGGGGAUUAGAUGUAAUCACCCAGAAAUCCUCCCCGGUGCGGCUCCGGUGUCGGAAGGUGUGAGGCAUCGCUCCUGGACUCCGACCUGGCUGGGCACGGCCCCCCCACCCCCGGGAGCCCUGAGCUGUGGCAGCACAGCUGUGACUCGGGCUGGAGCAGCACCGUGGGCACGUGGAGUCCAGCUGGGAUCCUUUCGUGCCCCUCACCUGUGCCCUGUGCCUGCAGGUCGCUCCAGCUCACCCGUGACCUUUGGAUUGGGGCCGUGGCCCCUGUGCAGUCACAGGCGUUAUCGGGGAGUCCAGCUCGGCCCAGAUGAACCCCAGGCCCCUGGGGCUGUGUUUUGAUCCCAUCAGCACUAUUCCAGGGGCUGGCAGCUCCCUGGAGAUACACUGUGUGUGGCUUUUAUUGCCUGUUAGCCCAGGUGUGCUGUCACUGGAAAGCUUUUGCAAGAGAUUCACUCUCCAGGUAAAUGUGAUGGCAGUAACUUGCUCCCUCCCGCUGCCCUGUGCCCUCCACACAAGCAUAUGUGUUGUGCAGCAUUAAUAAUGUUCUGCAUUAACAGUACAAUUGCAUUUCUCCCUCUUAUUUAUGCUUGGUUGCUUUAUUCUUCCCUUUUUUUAAAGCCACAUCUACAAACAGCUGCAUCAGGGUGCAUUGUCCCUUUUCUACAGCAUGAAAAAUAACCGCUACAGUCCCUUUUCAUUAUUCUCUUUUCUUUCCAUUUUCAUUCCGUGUGUCCUCUGAAUUACUUUAUUGGUGGUGUGAAGUGCUGACUCUUGGUUUGCUCAGUGAAGCUAAUUAAUGUAAAUGGGCAUUUUGAACCAAGUCCUCGUGGCCUCUUUGCAUUCCCGCUUGUGAGUUAUCUUAGGAAUGGUUGAAGGUUCAGCAGGGAGUAGCCUGUGUGUCUCCAGGGAGCAAUGGGAAGGUCCCUCUCCUCCUGUUUCUGUUCCCUGUGAAGCCUUGGAAGCCUUUUGUGGCAAGAGAACUCCAGAAGUGUGGUGCAGGGGAGCGGCAGGAGCGACCUGGCCCCGGGAGGCUGCGGUCAUCCUGCUGGAAAGGGAAAAUACCAGCUCUGCCUCCCCUGGGGUCAGGCAGCGAGCAAGGUGCUGGGCUGAGGUCAAGUUUAAUUAUGGUCUUAGGAGGAAUUAAGGUAUUUCUGCCCUUUCCCUGGUGGUUAAAUGAGUGUCAGUGGACACAGAGUGAGAGCCGUGGGGUGCACAGCGUUGCCCAGCCUGCGCACAUGCAGGGACCUUUUGGAGGUUGCCCAGAACUGCCUGUUUGGACCAAUUCCAUUCCUCACAAUGGUCUCCAGACCCGAGGUCAGGCACCUGGCAUGCCAGGAUACCCUGCACCAGAUGGGAAACUAUCCACCAAUGCUGAGAGUGGGGGUUUUAAAUACACUCAAGUGGUUCAGUGGCAAACACGGUGGUGGUGCUGGGUUGAUGGUUGGACUCAAUAGUCUCAAAGGUCUUUUCCAACCUUAAAGAUUUGUGACUCUAAGUGUGUUACAGGUGAACCAAACGUGCUCACACCAUGUCCCUUCUCCUGGAGUUAUUGCCACAAGCAGUUACAUGGGCUGACAUUUGUCAUUAAGUAUCAUAAAACUGAAAAAUUAGAUGGUGGAUGUAGAUGUUGCAGGAGAAGCAAUUGCUGGGCACCCUCAGCCCAAGGGGAGGAGCAGCAGGAGUGGGAUGUGAGUGUGGCUGUUGGUGCACGCUGCCUCCAUUCCACCAUGGAUCACGUGCUGUGGGGUGUUGAGCCCUGUGGGGGUCAGGGCUCUGGGGGAGCCCUGUGCCCUCGGGGGUCCAGGGACAAGGCAUCCCCUCCCAUACUGCUGCAGCCAAGCAGUGGUCACAGCAGGAGCUGUGCAGUGAUCCAGCUGUGCAGUGAUCCAGCUGUGCAGUGAUCCAGCUGUGCAGUGAUCCAGCUGUGCAGUGAUCCAGCUGUUCCCUCCGGAGCUGUUCCUUACAUGGCCCGUCGGCUUAUGUAAGUUGUCAGGAACCUCCCAAACUUUUAAAAAACCAGAGUGGAGCAUUGGAUUGUGACCAUUUCUCAAGAUCAGUAAUAACAAACCUAAACCAUUUUCCAUUCCUGGUUGCCCUGAUCAGAGGAACAUUCUAUCUGCUGGGAAGCAGUGAUGAAGGUGGGGCUGCCUGGCAGUGAGGUGGUUAAGUCCUGCCUUGGCUUUUGGCAGAUAGGGAGGGAUGUUGGCUCGCUCCGGAUGAGACUGGGAGCGCUGAAGUCUAUUCCAGCAAAGGCAAGGGUAUUCCCAGCCUGACUGGAGGGCUCGCCCCUUUUUUCCGCCCUCUCCGUCUCGUCUGCCUCGGCUGCUGGACCGGUUACAAGGAAUUUCUAACGGGGGAGGUUUCUGCUCUGCGCACUAAUUCCCGCUGGCUGCCGGGCUCCCGGGCCCUUCCCUUGCAGAACAGUAGCCAGGCCCAGGGCUGGGCUCCCGGCCAUCCCGAGGGGGCACAGGGCUGGAGCUGCCCCUGCUCCGUUAGCAGUGCAACCCCGACAGGCAGGGCCGGCCCUUGGACGAGCUGACACACAGGAAGCGCCGGGGCCUAAUGAGCAAACUUGUU
Molecule: messenger RNA, 12880 nt
Organism: Pipra filicauda (Wire-tailed manakin)
Lineage: Eukaryota; Metazoa; Chordata; Aves; Passeriformes; Pipridae
Gene: ITPR1
Product: inositol 1,4,5-trisphosphate receptor type 1
Exons: 60
Coding region: 97-8409 (2770 amino acids)
Biological process (GO): calcium ion transmembrane transport
Cellular component (GO): membrane; endoplasmic reticulum
Molecular function (GO): inositol 1,4,5-trisphosphate-gated calcium channel activity; inositol 1,4,5 trisphosphate binding
Source: RefSeq, a predicted model, not a curated record